AUGGACCAUCGCUUUCGGGCACAGCCGGGGCCUGUCUUCCUCCCGAGUGUGCCCGUGGGUCACCCACAGGAGCCCACCCGGCCUGCGCUGGCCUGGACGGGACGCCCAUCCCCGGAGGCAGCCCCACGAGCUCACACCCCACCCCUGCGAGCCCAGGACCUGCCGUCUUGCCCUGCCCAGCCUGGGAGCCGGCCUGUCAUGAAGGCGGAGCCCCCGGCCGGCUGUCUGGGGGCGCCGGGGCAGGAGGCCCAGGCCAUGGCCAACCUCUCGGCGGGGGCCGGCUUCAUCCUGCUGCAGCUGUCGGGCUCCCCGCGCCUGCAGCUGCUGCACGGCUGCCUCUUCCUGCUCCUGUACCUGCUGGCGCUCGCGGGCAACCUCCUGGUGGCCGCCCUGGUGUCCCUGGACGCGCGCCUGCACUCGCCCAUGUACCUCCUCCUGAGGCAGCUGUCCCUGCUGGACGCCGGGCUGGUCUCCGUCACGGUGCCCAAGUCCGCGCUGGGCGCGCUGGCCCACAGCGCCGCCAUCUCGCGGCCGGGCUGCGCGCUGCAGGUGCUGCUGGUCAUCCACUUCGCGGGGGCGGAGCUGCUGCUGCUCACGGCCAUGGCCUACGACCGCUACGCCGCCAUCUGCCGCCCGCUGCACUACGAGGGCGCCAUGAGCCGCGCCGUGUGCGCGCGCAUGGCCGCCGCGUCCUGGGCGCUGGGCGGCGUCUUCGGGGGCCUGUACGCGGGCGGGACCUUCUCCUUGUCCUUCUGCGGCCCGCGGACGCUGCCUCAGCUCUUCUGCGACGUCCCGUCCUUGCUGAGGAUCGCCUGUCCGCAGAGCCACGUCACCAUCGACGCCAGCGUGGCCGCCGGGGUGCUGUACGGCUUCCUCUGCCUGCUGGCCAUCGUGGUCUCCUACGUGCGCAUCUUCUCCACGGUGCUGGCCCUGCCCUCUGCACAGGGCCGGGCCAAAGCCUUCUCCACCUGCCUGCCCCACCUGGCAGUGGUCAGCACCUUCCUCCUGACCGGGGCGGCAGCCUACCUGAAGCCCGUGCCCGAGUGCCCCUCGCUGCUGGACGUCCUGGUGUCCGUGUCCUACUCCGUGCUGCCCCCCACGCUGAACCCCGCCAUCUACACCUUGAGGAACCGGGACGUGCGGGCAGCCCUGAGCAGGCUCCAGGCAUGCGGCGGCAGCGGGGUCCCCGCGAGGUGGACAUAG
This is a messenger RNA of Talpa occidentalis (Iberian mole), 1203 nucleotides long. RefSeq names its product olfactory receptor 14A2-like. Gene Ontology annotation, cellular component: membrane. Gene Ontology annotation, biological process: G protein-coupled receptor signaling pathway. Gene Ontology annotation, molecular function: olfactory receptor activity; G protein-coupled receptor activity. The transcript has 3 exons. The record is from RefSeq and is a predicted model, not a curated record. Bases 1 to 1203 code for a protein of 400 amino acids. NCBI's taxonomy places the organism in Eukaryota, Metazoa, Chordata, Mammalia, Eulipotyphla, Talpidae.